This is a messenger RNA of Dendroctonus ponderosae (mountain pine beetle), 1355 nucleotides long. RefSeq lists its product as uncharacterized. The transcript is spliced from 5 exons. Bases 248 to 1168 code for a protein of 306 amino acids. The record is from RefSeq and is a predicted model, not a curated record. NCBI's taxonomy places the organism in Eukaryota, Metazoa, Arthropoda, Insecta, Coleoptera, Curculionidae.
GACGCAUAUAGUCUAUUUUUAACGCACGAAAUUAUUGUCUGGAUUUAUUUUUGUCUGGCACUGGCCAGUCAUGUUGUUACGAGCAGCUGAUGACAUUUUUGUGCUUCAAUCCAAACAAAGAAUGGUGUUUAGUGCCUGCCGAAGAUUGUCCAUGGUGACAGCCAAUGAAACAUCGCCCCUCGAAGAACCGAAUAUUGCUGAAGGCGUUGAGUGAAUAAGUUUUCGUUGGAAAAUUAAACGUCGAAGAAUGUCUCCGAAAAAGCAGCCGGCCACUCUGAAUGUGUUUUGCUUAAAAUGGCUCUCCAAUCAACUGAUAAACGCUCUAAGCGACGAGGAAGUUAAGCAUUUGGAUGAAGUGCAGGUCUAUAUGAAUUCGGCCACUUAUGAUGUAUUGCAGGCUCUGCUAGGCGAAAUUCUUGGAAUGAUAAAUCUGGACGCAAACAUCAGAUUCAGCUGCUUACAAGUGCUGCUAAGGCCUGAUGUAAAGCACCUCGAAAUAGGAAUUUUUCCGCGCUUUUACUACGACCAGAUAUUGACAACAAUUCGCAAACAGGGCAAAGGCCUGAACUACCUGAACUUGAAAGGAGUGUGGGCUAGAGACUAUUCGCAACUUUUGGGAGAUCUCGUCCUCGGCCUGCAGAGGCUCAGAACCCUGAUAAUUCCGCACAUGUCUGACGAUUCUGUGAUAAACACUAUACUUAGUCUUAAGGGCUUAGUAAAGCUGGAUAUAUCUGGAGAGGCUUGCUAUUCCAGUGCGGCGAUUCGCCUGUUGAGGAGCGACAGCUUGAGAAUUUUGGACAUUGGCAGUUUCGGCAAGCCGGAGUUAUGCCCGGACGGGACAAAUGGCCCCGAGCUCGUCGCGGAAAUAAUCCAGCAACUCCCGAACCUCAACGUGCUGAAAACGUACUCGUUUACCGGCCACGCUCUUUUGCAUCUGUUCAAAAAAGACGACAACUUCCGCACCAAACUCACCUACCUCCAUACGACUGAUUGCGAUGUUAAUAUUUUAAACGCCAUUACCUGGACGGCUCCUUUUUUGGACAACGCCCAUUUCAACUGUCCGCAAGAGCGAGUAGUCAGUGGUCUGGGCCAAAUUAAGCAUUUGCAUGCUUUGAAACUGACUCGGGGUGACUUCACACACAAGCGAAAAGCUGAGGAAAGUAAUUGAUGAAUUUGCAGGAAACAAUGAUGAAUUACGGAACUUUCUAUGCGCGUCUGGAAAGCAGCUGCACGUCCUCAAACUGAACAAUAGCCGAAAUUCGAGCAUAGACCUUUCAGAGCUGUGCGGAUGCACACCUGAAGUAACCGCCCUCGAAUGCUUCCAGGUAGGCCUGGGUAACUCCGGGAGUUGGCGC